GGCUCAAGCUCCAGCUCAACUGUCGCACGAGCUGUUCUCUAUCUGACGCCCCGUCGCUUCUUCUAUCAACAUAAUACUGAUCUUGUCGCCCUUUUGAAAAUGUCGACGAGAGGAUGUAUUUCACCAGGUUUUUCAUUCAUAAGAAAGUGAUUGCCUGUUACAAGUGCAGGAUGCGGUGGUGGUGUCCCUCCUCUGUUGUGCACCUGUUGCGCUGCAUGCUAUUGCAGCUGUGUCCCAGGAGAAGGGGAUGCCGGCUGCCUCUGUGGAUGGCGAAAACCCAGGCCUACUUGAAACUGCUGCUGCACUCACUUUUCUAUAAUUCGCUCACGGACUCAGAUGUGGUUUUUGACUCUCUGUUUGAGCCUUUGUUAUGGACUGUGGAUUAUUUGACACGCUGGUUUGGGCUGGUGUUUGUGUGGAUGGUGGCGGUACUGACCACCUCCAUCUUGCUGGUCAUCUACGUUGUCCUUCUGCCUAACGCAUUCAUGACAUAUUCUACCGCGUGGCUUGCUUGGCACCUUUGUUACGGGCACUGGAACCUCGUCAUGAUCGUCUUUCAUUACUACAAGGCCGUCAAGACCUCCCCGGGGUAUCCUCCUACUGAAAAAAAUGACAUUCCUUUUGUAUCUGUCUGCAAAAAAUGUGUCAUUCCCAAACCAGCAAGGGCACAUCACUGUGGUAUCUGCAACAGGUGCAUUCUUAAAAUGGACCAUCACUGUCCUUGGCUGAAUAAUUGUGUGGGUCAUUUGAACCACCGUUACUUCUUUUCCUUUUGCGUCUUCAUGACAUUGGGCUGUGUGUACAGCAGCUUGAGCGGCAGAAUCCGUUUCCUGGCUGCGUACAAUGCCCUCGAGCGUUUUAAGCAUUUGGAAAUGGAAAAACCGGGGGUACCCGUAACAGGGAUGGGACCUUUAAUAGGGCUUCUCCCCACUGGCCAGACUGACUACGUGACACCUGCGCCAUACUCUUUUAAGGAAAAGAUCAUGGAUAAGAGCAUCAUCUACAUGUGGGUGCUCACCAGCACAGUGGCAGUGGUCCUGGGAGCACUGACUACGUGGCAUGCACUUCUCAUAUCCAGAGGUGAAACCAGCAUAGAAAAGCACACCAACUCAAAAGAAAAGAGUCGAAUGGAAAAAAUGGGACAGGUUUACAAAAACCCAUUUAACUAUGGCAAGCUGCAUAACUGGAAACUCUUCCUCGGCGUGGAAAAGAGACGUCACUGGUUCACACGUGUUCUGCUGCCCUCCGCUCACUCGCCACUUGGCGAUGGCUUGACGUGGGACAGCUUCCCUGUCAAAAAGGAGCCAAUACAAGUUUAAGCAGUCAAGCUGCUCCAAGCCUACUUGGCAUGAAGUGGGGUACACACACACCAAUUUUUACCAUCUUAACUGAUUUUCAAAAUGAGAGACCCUACAUGAAAUGGGGGGGAAAAAAUCACCUUGUGUGGUCUUACUGCUCUUAUAGUUUGUGUUACACACAUAAGAAUAUUGCUGUAGGGCUUUGCCAUUUACCCGAGCCGGAAGGAAGUGCUUCGGCCCGUUUGGCCGAAUGCUGAAGUUGGUUGCGCGUAUACCGUAUUGUAAGUUUCCUUGCCCAAACCAGAUGUCUGUCGUAGUACCAAGACUCACCUGUGAGAGGUGGAAUGGUGCCAGAGGGCAUCCAGACUGCUGGAAAAUGCAAAGAAGAAAGCGUAGUAGUAGUAUUAGUAGUAGUAGUAGUAGUAGUAGUCGAAGAAAUGGAGGAAGCUAAGCUAAUUCUUAGCUUAUCUGCUAACUCUAUUGCGGUUGCAAACUCUUCGCUUUGUCAUUUUUAUUGCAAUGAAUGACUAAUGAGACAAGUUAUACAAACAUUCAACUCAACAACUUGCUCCUCUAUUUGUGUCCGGCAACAGCGUUACAUUUACAUUUCACAUCACAAUAUUUACAAUCGUAGCAUGUUUAACAUUUACGAUUGUCAUCCCCGACCGUUUUCGGAGAAGAUUGGGAAGGAAAAAAAAUCACUCGUAACACACAAAAUGUUCAAAUUCGGCCUGGCCUUCGGUAUGUGUGUACCCCGCUGGCUUCAAGCUGGAUCCUGAUGGUAGUCAAGAAAGUGGGUGAAAACAACCUCCAUUACCUCAAAAACACUGCGGAAUCUCAACCGAGUUCGAUAUUUUAUCAGUCGCUUUGAUUGAAUUGAAGCAAAUAAUUUAAGGACAUUAACUGCUCAUAUUCUACCUGAGCUAAUACUUGAUGAGGCUGAUCUACACCCCAGUAAACACUAUUAUUUAUCUGUAUUUUUUAAUCUGUCUAACUUAAUAAAUCUUGUUUAAUUAACUUCAAA
Molecule: messenger RNA, 2322 nt
Organism: Phycodurus eques (leafy seadragon)
Lineage: Eukaryota; Metazoa; Chordata; Actinopteri; Syngnathiformes; Syngnathidae
Gene: zdhhc16a
Product: zinc finger DHHC-type palmitoyltransferase 16a
Exons: 11
Coding region: 114-1319 (401 amino acids)
Biological process (GO): protein palmitoylation
Cellular component (GO): Golgi apparatus
Molecular function (GO): palmitoyltransferase activity
Source: RefSeq, a predicted model, not a curated record